AUAAAUAAAAGGGGAUUGAACAUUUGAAAAGUACCACAAAAAUUUUGUGCAAGUUUGUUAGCAAUUGUGUUGAAACCAUGACGAGAAGAAAGGUGAAACUUGCAUUUAUCUCUGAUGAUACAGCAAGAAAGGCGAGCUAUAAUAAAAGAAAGAAAGGUCUCAUUAAGAAGGUAAGAGAACUCACAACUCUUUGUGGUAUUCCAGCUUGUGCUAUAAUUUCAAGUCCCUUUGAUUCUCAACCAGAGGUGUGGCCAAAUCCAGAAGGAGCCAUGAGUGUGAUUGAUAGGUAUAAGAAUUCAACUGUGAAAGAUGAAAACAGGAAUGUGAACCAAGAGAGAUUCCUCACGCAGAGGAUUAAUAAAGCUAGAAAUCAGGUAAGAAAGUUGAAAUACGAUAACCGCGAACAAGAGCUGAAUCUUCUCAUGUUUGGUUACUUGCAAAACAACAAUAUUUCAGAUGAUUUAACUUCUGAAGAGUUGAAAGAUUUUGAUAAGCUGGUUGAGAAGAAGCUGAAGGAGGUUGAUAGCAAGAUUAAGAAACUUGAUGCAUGAUAAUGUGGUUUUGAAUUAUGUUUUAUGAUUUUUAAUGUUGUUUAAGUUGUAAUUCUGAUUGUUGCUCUGAGAGCAUUUUGUGAUGUUUCUGUCAUUUGAUCAUAAAAUUUUAUUUUUUGGAUUCAAAUAAAAUUUGUUGUAAUUCUUCUAU
Messenger RNA from Lathyrus oleraceus (garden pea), 702 nucleotides. Its product is annotated as agamous-like MADS-box protein AGL80. The transcript has a single exon. The record is from RefSeq and is a predicted model, not a curated record. Gene Ontology annotation, biological process: positive regulation of transcription by RNA polymerase II. Lineage: Eukaryota; Viridiplantae; Streptophyta; Magnoliopsida; Fabales; Fabaceae. The coding region runs from base 78 to 551 and encodes 157 amino acids. Gene Ontology annotation, molecular function: DNA-binding transcription factor activity, RNA polymerase II-specific; RNA polymerase II cis-regulatory region sequence-specific DNA binding; protein dimerization activity.